Argiope bruennichi is the source of this 2288-nucleotide messenger RNA. Its product is annotated as scoloptoxin SSD14-like. Gene Ontology annotation, cellular component: plasma membrane. The record is from RefSeq and is a predicted model, not a curated record. Gene Ontology annotation, molecular function: glutathione gamma-glutamate hydrolase. NCBI's taxonomy places the organism in Eukaryota, Metazoa, Arthropoda, Arachnida, Araneae, Araneidae. The transcript has 12 exons. Gene Ontology annotation, biological process: glutathione catabolic process. The coding region runs from base 204 to 2087 and encodes 627 amino acids.
UGAAAACAACAAAUUCCCCUUCGCGAUGGUAGACACAGUCGAGAUUGUUUCAGACUAUUUCAAGAAUCGUUUGAAAUAAUCAGAUUUGCUGUCAGGUUUAUGGCAGAAAAUUUUGAGCCGGUGAUUUGUCAUAUUUAAAGUUCAUGACAUAUAGCCACUGUUUUUUAGCUCUCAUCACUUUUGGGAUAUUAAUAUACGACUAGAUGACUUCAAAAGCUUAUCAGUAUGAUUUAGUGUUUGGUGCUCCAUUCGGAGUCCAAAAAUGGGAAAUAGGAACGAAAGAAGACGCCAAAUUAAGGCGGUCAUUGACUACCAAAGCCAAAGCUGCCGUCAUCGUUGCGUUUAUCCUCGUCGUCCUGAUCAUUGCUGUGUUCGUAGUCUGCUUCUUCUUACCAAAACAAGCAAAAACCUAUUGGUUCCCUCAGUAUGAAUCUGCCUCCAAACUUGGAAAAUACCACUCUGCAGCUGUUUCGACAGAUGCUGCUCCUUGCGCUGUCAUUGGAAAGGACAUUUUAGAGAAAAAUGGAACGGCUGUGGAUGCAGCGAUAGCUGUCCUCUUAUGUAUGGGCGUGGUGAAUCCACAAAGUGCAGGAAUAGGAGGAGGUUUCAUCAUGUUAUAUUACAACAGAACAAAACAGUCCACUGUGUACAUAGAUGCUCGUGAAACAGCUCCCUCAGAGGCCACUGAAGACAUGUUCCAUGGCAAUGCGACAUUAGCACAGUUCGGUGGUCUUGCGAUUGCUGUUCCCGGGGAGAUCAAGGGCUACGAGGAUGCCCAUGAUAAAUUCGGUUCUUUGCCUUGGGCAGACUUGUUCCAGCCCACCAUCAAAAUGUGUAGAGAAGGCAUCCGGGUAAACGCCCAUCUUGCCAGGGCUUUGAGCAAAAAAGCACAAUACAUAAAUCAAUACGAGCACAUUAAGAAGAUUUUCACAAAUAACGCAACCGGCGAACUGUACAAACUUGACGAUGUCUACACCAGACCGGAUUUGGCGGAUACCUUGGAAGCCAUCGCUGCAAAUAAAUCCACCGCCAUCUAUGGAAAUGUGGAUGAAAAAGUCCCAUUGGCUACUGCAUUUCUUAAGGAUCUUAGAGAUGCAGGUAGCAUCAUCAACGAAUACGACAUGAUCAGUUACGCACCCAUACAUCGAAUUCCGAUAACGAAGACUCUGAGAAACAACAUGACCUUGCACAGCGUAUCCACGCCAGGAAGCGGUGCUUUGCUGGCUUUCAUGCUGGGCGUGCUGAGUGGCUACGAGGACCUCAAUGCCGAGGUGGUCAAGAGUCGGGAAGCAACGGUCAAGACCUUGCACCGGAUGAUCGAGACUUUUAAAUAUGCCUAUGCUCAAAGGAUGUAUUUUGAAGAUAGCACAUCCGAACACAUGAGAGAGUUAGAGUCGAAACUUGUAUCGGAGGAAUACGCUGACAAGAUCCGUUCACAAAUCGACGACACAAGAACUUUCAAUGAUAUGGCGCACUACGGAGUAAACGUCACCGUUCAAGAGGAUCAUGGGACGGCACAUCUUUCCAUAAUUGCACCCAAUGGAGAUGCCGUAUCUGUCACGUCCACCGUCAACGCUUAUUUCGGAAGCAUGGUCCUCUCUCCAUCCACCGGCAUCCUGAUGAACAAUGAAAUGGACGACUUCUCAUCCCCUAACAUCACCAAUUCUUUCGAUGUCCCACCCACAAAGAUGAACCACGUCGUGCCUGGUAGAAGACCCUUUUCUUCCAUGAGUCCAGCCAUCAUCACAGAUGCCAACGGAGAUGUGGUGUUGACAAUAGGAGGAAACGGGGGAACUCAAAUCACUACAAGCGUAGCUCAGACUAUCAUUAAGACUCUGUGGUUAGGAGAAAACAUUAAACAAGCCAUCGAUGCGCCAAGGUUUCAUCACCAGCUUGCACCUAACUACAUAGAACACGAAGAACGUUUUCCAAAAGAUCUUCUAGAAGAUUUGGGGAAGAUGGGACACAAAUUGCAUCUUCUGGGAAGUGGCAUGCUGGGAAUCAUCAUGGGUGUGAUCAGAGGAGAAGAUGGAUAUGUAUAUGCAAACUCGGACUACAGGAAAGGGGGUGAUGUGGACGGAUUUUAAUCCUUCUCGCCGAAAUUUGUUUAUUUCUCAUCAAAUGGAGCAUGUCCCGUCCUCCACCAUCGCAUAUUUUUCACCGCUUUGUAUAUAUUUAUUUAUACAUUCCCGUGUGCCAGUAUUAUUUGUGAUAAUAGAUAUCAAUUUAGUUCCUAAAAUAAAGUAUUAUACAUUCCGUUUGUGUUUAAUAAAGGAAAAAAACACGAA